GCGCUCCCGCUGCGCCUGCGCGGGGUGGGACGGGUCAGCGCCGGCACAGUACGUCGGUCACAGGCCGACUGGGUUGCUACCAUCCUCGUUUUUCUUAGUGUUGACCCGGGAGAAGGAAAAAUGGUGCUGGACCUGGAUUUGUUUCGGGUGGAUAAAGGAGGGGACCCGGACCUCGUCCGAGAGAUGCAAAAGAAGCGCUUCAAGGACCCAGGACUUGUGGAUCAGCUGGUAAAGGCAGACGGCGAGUGGCGGAGAUGCAGAUUUCGCGCAGACAACUUGAACAAGCUCAAGAACCUAUGCAGCAAGACAAUUGGAGAGAAAAUGAAGAAAAAAGAGCCAGUGGGAGAUGAUGAGUCCAUCCCGGAGAACAUACUGAAUCUUGAGGACAUCACCUCAGACACAUUAGUUAACCUGAAAGUGUCACAGAUCAAAAAACUCCGACUGCUCAUCGAUGAAGCCAUCCUGAAGUGUGAUGCCGAGCGGGUAAAGCUGGAGGCAGAGCGGUUUGAGAACCUCCGAGAGAUCGGGAACCUCCUGCAUCCCUCCGUUCCCAUCAGUAACGAUGAGGACGCAGACAACAAAGUGGAGAGGAUAUGGGGUGAUUGUACGGUCAGGAAGAAGUACUCUCACGUGGAUCUGGUGGUGAUGGUCGAUGGCUUCGAAGGUGAAAAAGGCACCGUGGUGGCCGGGAGUCGAGGGUACUUCUUGAAGGGGCCCCUGGUGUUCCUGGAGCAGGCGCUCAUCCACUAUGCCCUUCGCACCUUGGGAAGUCGGGGCUACACUCCCAUCUACACCCCCUUUUUCAUGAGGAAGGAGGUCAUGCAGGAAGUGGCACAGCUCAGCCAGUUUGAUGAAGAACUGUAUAAGGUGAUUGGCAAAGGCAGUGAGAAGUCCGAUGACAACACCUACGACGAGAAAUACCUGAUCGCCACCUCCGAGCAGCCCAUCGCUGCUCUCCACCGGGAUGAGUGGCUGCGGCCCGAGGACUUGCCCAUCAAGUACGCUGGCCUGUCCACCUGCUUUCGCCAGGAGGUGGGCUCCCAUGGCCGUGACACCCGCGGCAUCUUUCGAGUCCAUCAGUUUGAGAAGAUUGAACAGUUUGUCUACUCCUCACCACAUGACAACAAGUCAUGGGAGAUGUUUGAAGAGAUGAUCGCCACUGCAGAGGACUUCUACCAGUCUCUGGGAAUUCCCUACCACAUCGUGAACAUCGUCUCAGGUUCUUUGAAUCAUGCUGCCAGUAAGAAGCUUGACCUGGAGGCCUGGUUUCCGGGCUCGGGAGCCUUCCGUGAGUUGGUCUCCUGUUCUAACUGCACAGACUAUCAGGCUCGCCGGCUCCGAAUCCGAUACGGGCAAACCAAGAAGAUGAUGGACAAGGUGGAGUUUGUCCAUAUGCUCAAUGCCACCAUGUGCGCCACGACGCGCACCAUCUGUGCCAUCCUGGAGAACUACCAGACGGAGACGGGCGUCGCCGUGCCCGAGAAGUUGAGGGAGUUCAUGCCGCCUGGUCUCCAAGAGCUGAUCCCCUUUGUGAAGCCCGCACCCAUUGACCAGGAGCCAUCAAAGAAGCAGAAGAAGCAGCAUGAAGGCGGCAAAAAGGCAGCGCGAGAUGUCACCCUGGAACAGCGGCUGAAGAGCAUGGAGGUCACCGAUUCCUGAACAUUCCCUACCCCCAGUUCUGUCAGCUGGGUGGGAUCCCAGCGCCUGCCCACAGGCAGGAAAGCCAGGCACCCACUUACCACCCGCCCCGCCUGACUGCUUUGCUACAAGGGGAACGAACCAGCUGCCGUAUACAAUUCAGUGUUCUCAUCCGUUCGCUUGGGCCUAAGAUCCAAUCACUGAGGACUGAUGAAACCACAUAAUAAAGCAUCUCUGGGGGAGGCUGGACUCUUCCACAGUCUUCU
Artibeus jamaicensis (Jamaican fruit-eating bat) is the source of this 1904-nucleotide messenger RNA. It is a transcript of the gene SARS1, whose product is annotated as seryl-tRNA synthetase 1. Gene Ontology annotation, biological process: seryl-tRNA aminoacylation. The record is from RefSeq and is a predicted model, not a curated record. Lineage: Eukaryota; Metazoa; Chordata; Mammalia; Chiroptera; Phyllostomidae. Gene Ontology annotation, molecular function: ATP binding; tRNA binding; serine-tRNA ligase activity. Gene Ontology annotation, cellular component: cytosol. Bases 121 to 1659 code for a protein of 512 amino acids. The transcript has 11 exons.